GAGGCGCCGGCGCCCAAAAGCGAGCGGGAGCGCGACUGACGGGACCGAGGCCGUGACGGGAUUGCGACGAGACGCGGCGGCGCCGUGACGUGGUCGUGACGCGCUCGGGUCUUACGGGACAGGGACUGGCCGUGAGGUGACCGGGCCGGGCGGGCGGCGGGGCGCGGAGCGGCCUCCUGAGCGGCGUCGCCCGCCGGCGCCGCGGGGACAAGAUGGUGAAGGAGACGCAGUACUACGACAUCCUGGGGGUGAAGCCGAGCGCCCAGCCCGAGGAGAUCAAGAAGGCCUACCGGAAGCUGGCGCUCAAGUACCACCCGGACAAGAACCCGGACGAGGGCGAGAAGUUUAAGCUCAUAUCCCAGGCAUAUGAAGUGCUUUCAGAUCCAAAGAAAAGGGAGAUUUAUGACCAGGGCGGCGAGCAGGCGAUCAAGGAGGGCGGCUUGGGCAGCCCCAACUUCUCCUCCCCCAUGGACAUCUUCGACAUGUUCUUCGGUGGCGGAGGGCGGAUGGCUCGAGAGAGAAGAGGCAAGAACGUUGUACAUCAGUUGUCUGUAACUCUUGAAGAUUUAUAUAACGGAGUCACAAAGAAAUUGGCCCUGCAGAAAAAUGUAAUCUGUGAGAAAUGUGAAGGUGUCGGUGGGAAGAAGGGCUCUGUGGAGAAGUGCCCGCUAUGCAAGGGCCGCGGGAUGCAGAUCCACAUCCAGCAGAUCGGGCCGGGCAUGGUGCAGCAGAUCCAGACCGUGUGCGUGGAGUGCAAGGGCCAGGGCGAGCGCAUCAACCCCAAGGACCGCUGCGAGAGCUGUGGUGGCGCCAAGGUGAUCCGGGAGAAGAAGCUUAUCGAGGUGCACGUUGAGAAAGGUAUGAAGGACGGGCAGAAGAUAGUCUUCCACGGAGAAGGCGACCAGGAGCCCGAGCUGGAGCCCGGCGACGUCAUCAUUGUGCUGGACCAGAAGGAUCACAGUGUCUUUCAGAGGCGAGGCCAUGACUUGAUCAUGAAAUUGAAAAUUCAGCUUUCUGAAGCCCUUUGUGGCUUCAAGAAGACAAUAAAAACACUGGAUGAUCGGGUCCUUGUUAUUACAUCCAAAUCAGGUGAGGUGGUGAAGCACGGGGACCUGAAGUGUGUGCGCAACGAGGGAAUGCCCAUCUACAAGGCGCCCCUGGAGAAAGGCAUUCUGAUCAUCCAGUUCCUGGUAGUCUUUCCCGAAAAACACUGGCUUCCUCAAGACAGGCUUCCUCAGCUAGAAGCUUUGCUCCCUCCUCGGCAAAUAGUGAGGGUCACAGAUGACAUGGACCAAGCGGAGCUGCAGGAGUUUGACCCCAACGACCAGAGCUGGCGCCAGCACCGGGAGGCCUACGAGGAGGACGAGGACGGGCCCCGGGCCGGGGUGCAGUGCCAGACGGCGUGACGGCCCCGCUGCACGAGCACGCGAUGAAUGUAAAGUUGGCACAAUGAAAAUGGCAUCACUUUCCUAGCCUGUUCGGGGUGUCCUGUGUAUGUGUUCAGCAUUCUCGAUGGCUGAGUGUCUUUUGGGUUUUCUUUUGGUUGUAACCUGUUAUAGCUUAAUUUAUAUUUAAAUGUUUAAAGUGUAAACCACCUCCAGUCUGCACACGGAAUCAGUUUAUUUCCACGUUCAGGAUCCACGGCGAGGCCAGGGACCGCGCUGAGGCAGCGCACUCGUUGUGGCUGCGCCUGCCUUCGCCCUCCCACGGAAGCACAGCCCAGGCUGCAGCCCUUGGCCCCCAGCACCACUGGGCCUCCUCUGGUCUGGGUCUCUUUCCCUCCCUCCCAGGCAGGGGCACUGAGGGCUGAGCUCAGGGCUGCUAACGUGACAUUUGAGUCGCUUCCUGCUGGGCCUCAAGAGUAAAAGCACACCCGUGGAUUGGCCCUGGCCGCAGCCCCCGGCUCACGCUGCCUGGGCCACAGGGCCACCCUGGUUCCCAGUGCUCUGCACCCGAGUGCAUGGAGCGGAGUGUGAGUGUGUCUGAUCACCUGUCUUGGAGGCUUCCUGAACCUUCCAAGGCUCGUGGUGAGGACAAACCUGUGUUUGAAGUGAAACGCGGAUGAAACUGUUUGCCUGUGCCCCCUGCACCUUGUUCUUUGUGGUUUUAAUGAUUUUCCGUUGACAACUUUUGGAAUGCUUGCCCACCAAAGUGCUUACUUGUGAAGAAAAUGAAACCUUCCAUGUCCCCAGCAGCCUCAGCGCAGCCACCGAAGAAUGCAGGUGGUCUGCCCCCGGCACAGCCGCUUCCUGGACAACUGAGGGGUCUGGAGGGGCGCACGACGUGUUUUCCACCUCCUUCUCCCAGACUCAGCCCCUCCAAAGGGCCGCGCCUCUCACCACACAGCCAUAAAUAAGGGCUCCCUGCUCACGAGUUCUUUCACUCCUGGCAGGUAGGCCACAGUUUGAAUUUAGGGUUACCUCAACCUUUAGCCAUUACUUCCUCUCCUUCCCAAAACAGUCACAAGGAAAAACUACCUUCUGAGCUGCUGUGUUAAAGCAGAGGCCACUCGUCACAUCCACUCACUGGGUCACGCAGCACCUGCGAGUGUGGCGCAGACCAGGGGCCUCCCCUGGGAGCGUCGGGUAGGCUGAGCAGUUUGCUGGACAUGGGUGUGGAAGAUGCGGACAAGCCCACUGGUGCCACGCUGAUCACCGGUCAGGACAGACACAAAACCUGUUCUUCCAACAAAGCUCACGUGGAAAUCAAUUUACAAACGGACCACAACUGCAGGGUGUCCCGUUUCUGUGCUGUGGCUUCCUCAUGAAUUCUUGCUACAGAACUGUUUAGCUGAUGACGGGGCAAAGUUACACUCAGCUCCUUCCUUGUCUUGUAAAUGGCAUCUGGAGGGUGUUGCUUCACAUUUAUCCCACCUGUACAUCUGUCACUUUAAAAUUAAAGUUGAGCUGGUAUGACAGACAAA
Pteronotus mesoamericanus is the source of this 2923-nucleotide messenger RNA. It is a transcript of the gene DNAJA4, whose product is annotated as DnaJ heat shock protein family (Hsp40) member A4. Gene Ontology annotation, molecular function: Hsp70 protein binding; ATP binding. The record is from RefSeq and is a predicted model, not a curated record. Lineage: Eukaryota; Metazoa; Chordata; Mammalia; Chiroptera; Mormoopidae. Gene Ontology annotation, cellular component: cytoplasm; cytosol. The transcript is spliced from 7 exons. The coding region runs from base 213 to 1406 and encodes 397 amino acids. Gene Ontology annotation, biological process: response to heat; protein refolding.